Messenger RNA from Caenorhabditis sp. 36 PRJEB53466, 13589 nucleotides. The record is from the annotation of a GenBank genome assembly. NCBI's taxonomy places the organism in Eukaryota, Metazoa, Nematoda, Chromadorea, Rhabditida, Rhabditidae.
AUGAGCGCAUUUGAAAGUCGGAGAUGUGAUGAUAUUGAUGAAGAUGAGGAAGAUGACGAUUGCCCGACGGUUAUCAAAAGAGUAAGUCCAACAAUUUACUAUGUAAUGUACAGUCCUGAAAAUGCAGUCCUAUUCCGCGGAUUGGCUUCAAAACGACAAUUCAUCUGGAGCCGACGAUUCUGAAGACGACAGUGACGCAGAAUUCGCCGUACAUUCGUGUCUCAGAAGCCUUAUCAAAUCGAAAUCCGCUUAUGCAGUGCCCCGGGAACGUUUUGACGUGGCCGACACCAAGAACAGCAUUAAGCCGAGCAAAACAAGCUUCGAGGUGAGUGAGUGGGCGGAUCCACCUGCCACGUCAUCAGCAUCAAAUAAUUGGAAGUUUUCUUAUAGUAAAGACUUUACUUACUGUAAGGUACAGUUUCCAUUAGGCUGGUCGAACAUAAAACCAUAGUUGCCACGGGCCGGGCCGGGCCGAAAUUUCCAAAACUCCGGCCCGGCCCGGCCCGUCGGCCCGGCCCGGCCCGGCCCGACCCGGCCCGGCCCGGUUGGCCCGGUUCAAAAAGCGGGAAUUCAAAAUUUGAAUUAUUGAUCGCAUGAAGCCAUUUUUUGUAGAAUUAGGGGUUUUUUGCAAGCAUCGAACAUUGAAAAACAAAUGUAUUUCUCAUAAAAAAUUCAUAACAGCAAAAAACAAAGAAGAAACACUAAAACUUUAGUUCGAAAAUUUUUUUUGUAAUAACGAAAAAAAAAUUUCCGCGAAAAUUUGAAUUCCCGCCCUUUGAACCGGGCCGGCACUUCACCGACCCGGCCCGGCCCGGGCCGGCACUUUACCGGCCCGCAUGGCCGGCCCGAAAUCUGGCAAGUCUGCAUAAAACAGGCGCCUGUUUUUUUGCGCCGCUGCGUUCUUGCGUUGAAAAAACAGGCGCAGGCGCCUGAAAUCGCCUGUUCGACCAGCCUAGUCUUUAUAUUUUCUCAACGAUGUAGGAAAAAUCCAGAAAUUCCUAGAUAUGACUAGCGUAAUGACAUUUCACGUCACGUCACAUACAAAAUUUUGGAGUUUUCCUGGAAUGCACUAAAUUUUGUUGUACUCGAAAUCAGAACUGAAGUCAGAAAGAAUGCAAUUCAACAACCUUCAGAUUUCACUAUCAAAAAUGAUGGAAUCGACGAGCAAGAGCAUUGCUGUAGAAGCGGAGUAUUCUGUGGCCGACCUACUUCCAUCGCUCGAUCAAAAAUGGCCGGAUCCUGAAGAGGAAUUCGAGAAAUUAGAGAAAAAGAGAAGGAAAUCCAAUAUUCUCAGGUAUACACAUCUCUUUUUGAAAAAUGCAGUUAUAACUGAAAUUCAAUCCAGGUACUCGCCAAGUGUAUCCGAUUCUGAUCUUUCUCUGAAUCUUGAACACGACGACGACGAAGGAGAAGGCGAAAGUCAUCUAAACCGCCCAUCCGGAUGCUGGAGUUCACCGCCCAACUUUUUCGAUGACACAUUCAGAAGUGUUUCACCUACUAAUCGUGAGUUAAAAUCUGUUUUUUUAACUAACAGGCCCAAGUUCUCUGAGAGCAGCGCCCAGAAAUUUUUAGUUUGUAGUCUAGCAGCCCGUACUUUCUUGAGAGCAGCGCCCAAACUGGCAUGGCACAGUAAUGUUUCGCAACUUCAGAAAAAUGCUGGUCCGCUCCAGACUUGGCCGAUGAGCCAACCGCUAGGAGACUAGACUCUCCGCAUGGUACAUCGGCGAGACCUGCAAUUCCGAUUCUACGAGAGCUUAUCGAAUCCGAGUCAAAUAUUGGAUAUCCAGCCAUUGAAACGCCAGAUAAUGGUGAGAUUAUUUCCAAAAAAAAUCAGAUGGGUUUUUAGUUGUAUUAUGCACCCAAUCGCUCACCUUUUAGUUCACCCUCUUUUUCAGAUCCCUCAGUUUGUUCGUACCGUCUACCGUCUUCCGUUGGCUCCGCCCCUUCCCCGUCCCCGCCACGUCCACUUUCUCCUGUUUUCGGACGUCCUGCACCCCCACAAUGUACUCUUUUUAUCGGGAUUUAUCAGGUUGUCACAAAAGUGAAUUAAUCGAAAUUGUUUCAGAUCGAAUACAUCAAUCCCAAUCAAUGCAACUUCCUCGAAGACCUGAUAUCGAGGCGUUUUUGGCAGAUUGUCAUCAGGAUUACACGAAAGCGCCGCCCGCUUUCAGUAUUGGAUCUUCGGAAGAGGAAGGAAUCACGGAGGAGGACGAAGAUUUUGAGGAGGAAGAUGAAGAGGACGAUGACGAAGAGGAAGACGUGAAAAGGACAGAAGAAGUAAUCAACGUUUUUGGCUUAUGAGUAGAAAAGAAUUUCGGAAAAGACAGAAAACUAACUAUUCUGCGCUGCUAAACAUGGCCCGCCGCCAAAACAGAGGGUCGUUGCGCGAUAAGAAAUAUCGCAGUGCGUAGAAUUAAUCUCUCCGUACGUACGUGAUAGUUGGAGAUCUUCGCUGCUGACGUCUCAGCCAUUUCUGUCAAAUAAUAUCGGCAAAGUUUGAAAAGCAACUGAAAAAAAAUUCAGGUAUGGCCCGAAAACGCGGUGGCAAGAUUCUGUUGGUCCGACGGCGUUCGUACCGUCCAUCGAUCGGCCACGUUUCAAAUAAAUCGAUACUUGGAAGAAGCCGAGUCUCCUCCGCCACCGAGAAUUACGGUAUCUCGGUCCGCACACUCGCAACUGUACAACUUGGGCGCGGAAACGGAAGAAGAAGAUCACGAGGAGGAAGAAGUGGAAGUGACGGGGAAUUGCAGUUCCGGGCUGUCCCAAUUAGACGAAACUGAAAGGUUCGUUUAGAUUUUCAUUCUUUUUCGUUUAGAAUUUCUAAUUCUUCAUGUUGCAAUAUGUUGUUCAUGUUUCCUUUUUGAAGCUGGCCGUCGCCAUAACAAUUUGUGUUUGCCAGAAUGUUGAUUUUCUCGGGUAAACCAGAAAACUUCAUUUUCUCUGAUUCAUAUGCUUUCCACUUUCCUUAUUUAUUUAUCCGUAAAGUCGUUGCCAUCGACUUCCCAGUGGGCUCGUAUAAUUUCUUGCUCACAGACACUUUAGUGCUCUUCUCUGCUUCUAGCGGGCUCGGUGAGCUCAAUUUUUAAUCAAAAAGCGUAUGUGUGCUCACUCGGCGGAGCCAUGUGAGGAGUGCUCCAACUUUUCCUUCUCUCCAUAUGUCACACACCACGGCCUUCGACAUUCAUUGAACCGCGAACUUUUUCUUUGUUUUCUCUUUCUCCCACACACGUUUUUUCUCGCGCAGAAUUUUAGAUUCACUGCUCGUUUCUCUAGAGCUCUCAAAUGUGAAAAGCUCAUGUCAAAAUGACGGAAACUUAUCAGUUUUUUGAAAAAUCGCGUUUCCUUCGCUCAAAAAGGGAGCGAGUGAGAGAGAAGCUCCACAGGGCCCUAAUCCUUCGUCCCUCAACGGAAUUUCAUUGACCCGUCCGUCCAUUUUUUGUCUCUUUUCUUUCUUGCUCCGGAAGGAAGCGAGAGAGAGAGAGAGAAGACACUGCCCCCAACGGCCUCAUAAACUACUUUCCCCCAACUGGUUAGUAUAGUUCCUUUUUUGCGAAGAGAAGCCAUCCGAUAUGAAAAAUUACCCUUUUCGGAAAAGUGUGAUAAACUUUCGAGCCACGUGCUUUGCACUUUUUGUGUUGGUCUCGAGGGUAUUGAAAAAGUUCACAAUUUCCGGGUUGUAUAAGUCAAUGUUACUGCAAAGCUAGGUUCCAUGAGAGUAGCGUCCAAUUUUUGUAGUCUGUAGUCUAGCAGACCGUAGUGUUGUGAAAGUAGCGGCCUACUUUUUUGGCAGACUCGAGUUGCUUUAUCAUUCGUGACGCUUUUUUGUUUGUUUUUCACUUUUUUCCAUAAAUCAAAAAUCAGGUCGUAAAAAAUCUAGAGAUGUACUCGAACGCGCACUUGUUGUUUGUUUUUCAGUUUCUGACUUCUCCUGACCACUCUGAUUCUAUUUUCCGAAAGAUUCUUGCUUUUAACAUUGUUUCCAAGUUAUUUUUAGAUGAAACGUUUGCAAAUAAAGACGAAAAUAGGUGGAGUUGGUCUCCUGAAUUAUGAAUAGUUGCAUGAAAAAGGCAGAGUAUCGGAUUACAGUGAGGUUAGCAUAAAUGAUUGGAAUAUUUGCAUUCUUUUGCACUGAAAAUCUUUGGGCGCUGCCCUCGUUUAACUGCGUUCUGCUAGACCGCAAACUACAACCUUUGGGCGCUGCUCACGAGAAAUUUGGGUCAGGGAAAGAACAAAAUAAGCUAAAUUCUAAAAAGGGGGCGUGUCGCCGAGUAGUUUGUCAGCACUUCCCGUUGCCUUUCCGUCCGUCCAUUUAACCCGUGCCGUCCCUUCCCUAACCCAUCCCUUUUUCCGUAUUCUAUCCCAUUUUUAUGUGUGAGACACAGCGGAUUGGGUUUCUUUUCCUCGUAAGCCGCCCGCCCGUUUUCAUUUAUUUUGGGCCUUUUUCGUCACUUUAGGGAAUUUACAUGUACUUGCAUUUUUACGUCUAUGCAUCUUAAACUAAGAUCGGUUUGAUACAAGUUAUACCCAAAAUCUAGAGUUUUGGAUUUGAAGGAAUAAUGUGAUGUGACCAUUUUGAAAAGCCCAUCAUUCGUCUGCUUCAUUUCAUUCUACACGUAGGUAGCCACGUCAUAGUGUACAGAAAUUCUUAUAAAACGCCUUUUUUUCCAAAUUUUCCCAUUUCUUUUCUCACCCUAUUUGGCCCACGAAACGACCCAUCAAUCUUGCUCCCCGGAGCCCCACGAAGAUUGGAAUGAGGAAAGGAAAAAGGAAAAGACGGCACCUAAUUUCCGCCCUGUGCUCGAGCACAUUCUUGAUGAAUUCAAUGUCUUAUCGGUUUUUCAGACGCAUUUUUUGUUGUUUGUACUCUGACACUAAAAACAAAAAUUGGAUCAGAAGUCAGCGAGCUUAAACUUUUGGAUUUUCUCAUCCGGCGAAUAACUUCUAUAAUUCUGUGCUCUUUCCGAAAAGUUCAUCUGAAAUUCUGAUGCAGAAUCCAUUUGCUUUGCGUGGUAGAACUUCCGUUUCUAAUCGAAUUCGUACAUCCACAUCUCCACAUCCAUCGUGUGAAAAAUUAAUUGAUAUCCUUCCAUCCGGAGCCUGCCAUUCCAGCUCUUUUUCUCUUCUGCUACUCACUGGAAAAUAAGGGAAAUUCAUUCCACAUCGACUUUUUCUAUUCCAUUUUAUCCAUCCAGAGAAUUUUCCAGACACGCGUUCUCUACGCGAAAAGCGUGGAUGGAACGUGGCUCGAUAGUAUGUCUGGGCGGUGCUCCGUGCCACGUCAUCAAUGCUUCGUCAUUCGCCGCGCCGAGGAAUCGCCUCCAUCCGGAGCUCAUCGAUAACGGAGUCCACGCGAAUGGCAUUCAGAGCCAAUAUGGUUGGUUAUUAUCUGAAUGUUGAGCAAGAGACUCUUUUUAUAGGCUCGUUCUCUUCUCUGGCGCAGGCGGAGCUGUCAACCUCAAUGAGAAGGUCGUGCACAACUGACGAAUUCCGGAGGACGCGGCGAAGACUUCCCAGAAGACCGGAUGAGCUGGCGGAGCCCGUAGAACUUCCACAGUCGAAGUCAAUGUAUGAAAGAGCUCUCUGUGCUCAAUUUGGAGGGUCUCCGUAUGUGCAUGCUCCUCCGGAAGAUUAUACAAUGCAGCGAGAUAUUGAUGUUCGAAGGGAAAAGAAGAAUUGUGAUAGACCACCGAGCCUGUCUCUUCAGACCACUAUUGAUACUAUUAGGUAGGUCGAAAAAGUUUUAUUUUGACGUUUUGUUUUCCCGUCUUCGAAAAGGCUUUCUCUUCUCAAAAGCAAUGUCUCCAUCCGUCUCCUCCCUCUUCCCGCGGCUAAAUAGGAACCUUCCUGCCCUUGAAUAGAUAUUGCGCACUUCUAAGAGACUUGGGAAACAAAUGAGUUUGCGGCUGCUCCGCGAGCUCGGCCCAGUCCACAUUCUUUGGGUGUUCUGCUCCGAUGGAGUGCUCCGAAAGAGUUGAGCUACUCUUCUUCUCAUGUACUUUAUUUCUUAGUUUUAGCUGUUUUCGGGCAAGGGUUUGAAGAAUUUUGUGGAAUACAGACGACCUGUGAGAAGAUAUACUUAGACGUUUUUGGGCGCUGCUCUCGCGGAACUUGUGUCUGCUAAACUACAAACUACAAAGUUGGGCGCGGCUCUCAAGAUAUCUCUGCCGUUAUUUAAGAAGAAGCGUACAGCAUUCGAUUCGAAAGUUUUGGGCAUCUUAAUCUGAAAAUCGCCCAAUCUGUUUAUUUUCCUAAAUAUAUCCAACGUCAGUGUUCUAAUAUUUUCCUCGCUCUACGAAUGCAGUUCCUUUUUCUCCGCCCUUCUUCUUUGCUUUUCCCAUUUCUUAAUUCAAUUCCCCUUCAGAAGGUAAUUGAAAACCGACCACUUUCUUUUGUGUUGUGGGAGUUGAGAAGAGAAGAGACUACGACGAGUCAAUUCCAAUUUCACUGCUCUUUUCCGCUUUCUCCAGACAGAAACCUCCACCAUUUUCUGCUCAUCCCAAACAACUUUUUCGUUUUUCUCCGACUAUUUUCUAACUGUUUUACAGACAAUCCUCAAUGGAUCCGCGUCGUUCGGCCGUCAUCGAUCCUUGCGCCCAUUUGGAAACUCCCAUUUCACCACAUGGUAUGUCGGAUUAAAGUAUAAAUAGAGAUAAAAGGAGAAAAGGAAAAAAGGGUCAUUUGGAAUGCAUUCAGAAAGAGAUAUCUUGUUGAUAUUCACUCUUUGGAGUGCAGAAGAAGAUGUAUGGGAUGGAAUGAGAAAGAGAAAAUGAAAAGAUGAAAAGGAAAAGAGGCUUAGACCGAGUUGGGAAAAUAUUGGAUGGAAUUCAUUGGGCUCCUUUGAGAAAAACUGUUCUUCGAAUAAUUAUAGUUUCUAAAGAGACGCUAACCAAAUAACUAUUUUUGCGGCGCGCGAGGUCCAAUUUUCACGAGAGCAGCGCUCAACUUUUGUAGUUUUUAGUCUAGCAGGCCAAAGUCUCGUGAGAACAGCGCCUAAACUUAACACACUGAAUAAACCCUAAGAGCCUGAAGUCCCCGGUCAAACGCUCCUAAUUCAAUUUGAAUACGAAAUAUACCGAAUUUCGCAACCCUCAAUCUCUGAUCGAAUCUGCGCAGGAAAGAGUUUCAAAAGUUUGAUUUCCUCUCCAAUUUCCUCUUUCUCUGCUCUUCCUCCAAAACGUCAUAAACAUGCGGGACGGCAAAUCUGCUCGGACCCAUCAUCUCCUCCCUCUCCUCCCAUUCCUGCUUCUUCUCCUUUUCCUCCUAUCUUCUUCCCCUUUUUGCUUCUCGUUUCGCAACCAAAUGUGCGGCGGCUCUUCUGGUGCCCGUCUUCGCUUUGUAAGCAUGCUCCGGGCGACACGAGCUCCGGGACACAUUCAUUUUAUCGAUCACUUUUCUCCUUGUUUUUCUCUUCCAAAAAUGUUUUUCUCGUUCCCGACUAGAAAAGUUGAGCGGCGGGCAACAGUUGCUCACUCAAAUUGACUCAAAUUUGUAAGGAGCAAAGUCUUUGCCUCGAAAUGCAUAAUUGGGUAGAAUUUGACUCUAUUUUUGUUUGGAAUACACCCACGCUCCUUGUUAUGAGUUUUUUUAGUAUAAAAAGAAUAGGAUGUACAACUAGACCGAAAAAACAAAGACAGAAAUUGUGCCAUAAGGAAAUAUCAGUACAAAGGCACUCAGAAACCAAAAACGUUCCCUUUCUCAUGACUGAUCAAAUUUCCUUCUGUCCUUUCCGUCUGACGAACGUCCUUCUGUCGCACUCGAACGAAUGACUAGGCUCUUUUGGCUCUCUCUUCUCAUUACAAAUGAAUGCCACUACUACCACCAGCUGCCCCUUUCUUUUCACUUUUGACGACGUCGACGUCGGGUGGUCUUCAGAAUUUCAUCGACUUUUUAUCUGUGUUUAACAAAAGUAAAACAAAAGUAGAAUAAGGCUUUUAAAAAAAGAAAAAAAAACACAUUUUUUGCUUAUAUCAAUCUUGCCUUAUUUCUUCUUUUCAUUUAUGUAAACAUAACCACUUUUGCUCAGAAGAAGAAGAAGCAGAAAAAUGAGAAAACAGCUGCGUCUUCUUUUUUCGGGUGAGAGCUUGACAGGAUAGAAAGCUUUUACGAGUUGGCUCGGGUGACGAUUUUCACAGUAUGAAUUUGCCCUUUUUUCGCGUGACUCACGCUAAUCCAUAACUCUUUGGUAUCAUGUAAAAAGGCCAAAAAGGGUCGUCGGCUACUACAUUCUCCCUUUUUCGCCGUCUCCUAUGAUUGAUGCUCGUUUUUCGGCAACCCAUUCUGGUCGUUCAUCAUCGGUUCCGCCCGUGCCAAAUGGCGCCCUGAUAUCAUGCACAAAUCGGUCGGCCGCCUGCCCUCCCCCGUCUUUUGGUCCACGAACGUAUCCAAUUUCUGUCUGCUUCUUGGCUUUCUCUAUGCUCUUUCUCUUCAUUUCAGGGCCAUAUACACUAAAGGGGGGGGGGGUCGUUUUGGGCUUCGGAGAAGGAAUACACAACAAAUAAUUACGUCAUUCUGAAGCCUUCCUCGCACCCGCUUCUGCCUAUGCUCUCAGCUCACUACCCCCCGUUUGCUUUCUCCUUUUUGAGCCACCACAGAACAUCAAUUUUCAGUAGAAUUCUGAAAUUUUGAAAAACUAUCUCUGAUCGUUGUGAGAACGGAUUAGGAUUAGUUUCGUGGUUUUUAAAAAAACUCAAAAAGUAGUGUACGAUUGCAACGAAAAUCCUGUUAUUGUUUUUUACAACUUGGGGCUGCUAGUAGAGUUUGGGCGCUGCCCUCGCGCAAUUUUCGCCUGCUAGACUACUAACUACAAAUCUUGGGCACUGCUCUCGAGGUGCUACCACUGGAAAUUCGUUUUUUUUUUUGCGGAGAAAAAGCCUGCAAAAGUCGUUUAGCAAAUAUUGUAGUCCUGAAAAUGAUUGAGAAUGUCAUUCACACUCAUAAACUUAUAACGGCUUUAUGCCUUUUUCUAAAAAUUGAGAAAUAAAUCACAUCAUGGCCGCAUUUUCCCGUUUUUCCAGUCUUCUCCUCGGUGCUCCCAUCUCCUUCUCCAUCCUCAUCCGGCCGUCGUCUUCCCGCCCUUCCGAUCCAUUCGGCCGCACUUCUCCGCCGUAUUCCAAUGGCUUCACUUCCUCCGAAUCCUCCGAAACCACAGGACCAUCAACUGUGUUUCAUGGAUGGAAUGGCGGAUUCGAUGAUGGAAAGAAGCACGAUGGGAAUGGAUGACUCUUACUACGAAGAAGACGGAAUUAACGGAAAUCGACGACGAGGAAGAGGAAGAAAGUGUACGUUGAUUUUUUUUGUCAAAAAGAAUUAGUUAGAACUAAUAGAACACGCGUCUUUUUAGCUUUCUUCUCUCCAGAUGACUCAUCCGGAGUCUCUUCUUGCACCACUUCCGAUAGCCAGAAUCCAACGCAUCGGGUUCAAUCUGCUUUCCAUCCGAGGUUAGUUUUUACACAAUAAGUCAGUAAAAACCCUCCUUUAUGGAGUCUUCCUAAUUUUCCUGACAAAUCGAAACAAAUUACUUUUUCAGACACCCCGACGAGCUUCUUCUGGAAAUUGGCGAUGCUGUUCAUGUUGAUAGAACUGCCGAUGAUCACUGGUCUUACGGUAGGUCAAUCCGAACCGACAUUAAGCUUAUGCUCGACUUUCAGGCAUGAACCUCAGAACAGGACAGUCUGGAAUCUUUCCGGCUUCUAUCGUCUGCGAAAUUGACCUAGUUGAGGAGAUUUGCCUCGGCGCCUUGCCAACUAAUACUACAAGUAAAAUAAUUAUUAAAGCUACUGGUCAUAUUGAAUAUUUUUCGUUUAGAAAUCAUGACAGAAGAUAGGGACACAUUCUAUUUGACAAUGUUGGCAUCGAUUGAAGUGGCACACCACAAAGGAAACGAUGUUCUGACGCAGGCUAUGAAUAAAGUGAGUCUAUAAUACGAUUUUGAGGGAAAACUAUAGGAAUAUUUAUUUUCAGGUUCUGUCUAUGUACAAAAAUUCCGAGGAAAUCAUCGUCCCGCAAACGGUUCUGAUGGAAAUUUCAUUCCGAGGAAUUCACGUCAUCGAUAAAAGAAGGAAAAAUGUACGUUUAACAGUUGGAGCUCAAAUAAUAACAGAAACAAUUUUUUAAGUUUUUCCAAUGCCCAAUGUUCGAUUUCUUCUACAGCCUUCAGAAUAUCUCUUUUUGUGGCGCACAUCCGAAACAGUUGAAGUAAGAAUUUUUUGUGGGGGAAAAAUAACUUUCGAAAUCUUCAGAUACUUCGGAUUUAUUACGAAACACCCACUUCUUCCCAGAUUUGCUUGCCACGUGUUUAUGUCAAAAACGACUACGCAACCAAUUGUAGAGGCUAUUGGGUAAGAUAUUUUUCAAAUUAAUUAUUAAAAGAAAGAGUAUCUUCAAAAUUGAAAAUUGAAAAUAUGUAAACCCAUUUUCUGCAGACGUGCUUUCAAACGAUCCUAUGAUGAAUACAUGGCUUUUGCACACCCAACUGAAGAUAUUUAUUUGGAGUAACAUUUUUUGAUUAAAUUUUAAAAUAACAUGAUCUGAGCGUUUUGUACGGUUCCACCCACUUUUCAUAACUGUUUCACCUUAAUAAAACAACCCUCAUUUGCUUGGCUUCCUCCUUUUUUCCCAAUAAUCUUGCACCCAAUACAAACCGAUAAUUGAAAAUGAAAUGUGUGUACGUCUCUCCGAAAAACACAUUAACGGCGCUUUUAGUCCUGGGAACUAAUUGAGAGCUUGUGGGCUCUGCGAGCAAGAAUGCCUGCAAAACUAAAGAUUUUGUGGCUUUUCGAUUGACUUCUGCCUCGAGAUGGGCCUGAUUUUGGCAUAUUUUCGAAAGCCAAAGCUUGAUGUCGAUAGAAUUCGGACCGUUUGGAUAGAUCACAUCAACGGAAAUGAUGCUUAUUUCCAAGAGGUAACUUCUUUUUCAAUCAGAAGUUAGUAGUCUAGCAGACCUGAACUUUCUGAGAGCAGCGCUCAAAAGCUGUAGCUGUUUACGGUCUUGCAGACCCAAAUUUUCUGAGAGCAGAUUCCAAGUUUUGUAGUUUGUAGUCUAGGAGUAACGAAUUGCGUGAGAGCAGCUCCCUAAAUCCGAAAUCGUUCCUCAGGUAAUCCGUCGCAUUUGCAAACGAAACGAAGGCAUAAGAUGUGCUAUGCUCGCUCAAAAUGCGCAACAUGCCGAGUCAGAAGCCGAAGAAGAUUUUGUUCUUUCCAAUGUCGCUGACAGAAUUUCUGUAUUCUUUCAUCAGUUGAUUGAGGUUGAUAGAAUGAUAGGUUAAAAUGCGUGAUUUUUUGAAGGACGAUGUAAUUAUGAACACAGUAGAGCUGAAAAGAAGUUGCUAUGAUCUGGGAAGACAACACGCUGCCUACUCCAAGAAACAAUUCAAGGUUUCGAGUGCUAAAGCUCAAAAACUAUCGUAAUCUUUUGUAGAUUUCGUACUGGGAGGAGUUCACCCUGACAAUGAUGGAUGUUUUGGAGCAAAAUUAUCUAGAAACCACAAAAGAAGAGCAAAAAGCGUGGCUUCAUUUUCAAAGAUUUGUCAACGAAAAUAUGAUGGACGGAUACCUCGACGCCCUUUCUUACAACAACAAACCAUCUUAGAGUAGCCUAAAUUUCCCUUUUCGGCAGUUUUUCCCUAAUAAAUAUUACUUCGGGUUGAGCACAAAAAAUCAAUGACAUACGCAACAGGCAGACGAUAAAAAAGUGUGUGUGUGUGUGCACAGUGAAAAGGAAAAAAUUUCGAAACGUUAUCAUUAGAAUACAUAGUUAAAAAAGAUAACACGCUCAUCACCAGUGAUUUCGGCCCUUUUUGCCGGGAAAUAUGUAUGUUUGUUUUGGAAAUUUGCUAAUUUAAAGUGUUGAUGACGUCAUUUAGGCCUCGUGGAGUCGAAGAAAAUGGAACGACGGCACCAAGAGAAUCAUCAGCGUCGGCACAGUUCGAAAGGGGACAUCGCAGAGAUUCGGACACUAUUGCCAUUGGAAAUAAGGUUUGGUUAUUUGAGGAGAUAACUCCGAAAAACUGUGUUUUUUUUCCUAGAAUUAUCAAAACAUAUUUUAGGAAACCGCUCAAAGAACAGUGCGAUUUCCAUCUGCCCACAUGACGAAUGAAGAUUUCGUUCGAAUAGAUUCGUGGAGACAUGACAGAGAAUCAGAGGAGCGAGAGUCCGACCACGGCAGAUUUAGUGAGUAGUUGAGCAUUUUGCCUUGAAUUCCAUCUACACUCUUCAGGUUUUUUAUACUGCGGCUGUUUGGAAUCCAUUCGUCACUGGUCCAGAAGACGUCAAUUCUUCCUUUUCAGUCUUUCAAUUCUUCUGCUCUUUUUUAUCGCGGCGGCAAUUGUUUUGCUGAUUUUGUUGCUCGUGAAUAAUGGUGGGUGGGAAUUUCAACGUGACCGUCUCCUUUUUGAAGGUCGUUUAAGGCAACAUGCUGAAAGAUUAUUCGAUGUCUACUAGAGUUCACGAGACAUUUUUCAUUUCUCACAUAAACGUCUGUAAUCUGUAUCUUCUCAGGUCAUAACAACAACAACUACCACAACGACAUCAUGACAACCGUAUCCACGUCAACGCUAACGCCUUCCACAGGUUCUCCGUCGCCAUAUUUGAUUGGAUACGUCACAAAAACCACUUCGGAAUACCACGACUUCUCAGUGAAUUUGACGUCCUUAGUACCGGAUGUUCAAGGAUUUGAAUUUCAAAACCGGCUGAUUGGCUGGAGUGCAGAAUCAAAGUCAAUGAUAACUGUUGAGCCGACAACUGGAAAAUUCGCAACUUUCUACCUGUCUCUCAACUUUACCUCUUGCUCGUAUUGCCAAAUAUUGUCCUAUCCCGAAGACGUCUCCCCUCUUCUCGUCGAUAACGCCAUCUACUGCUGCUGGAACUGCACUGAUUUGGAAGACGCGGACAGCCAUCGGUGCGGAGUAAAGGGGCAUCAAUUUGAAAUUCUGAAUCGGCCAGUUGAGAAGAGAAUCUCACAGGACAGAAGCUCGUUGUACUUGUCUACAGUAACCGACCCAUGUACCUUGCAAACUAUGCUUUUGAAUGGCACCAAUGGAUUUGCAAAGAUUGGAAGGACAAACUUGUGCCCGAAUUCAAGUUUGGGAGUGGAGAAGGUGGUGACCACGUCACCGUACUUUGACAAAGAUUACGGUUUUCUGUUGGAUACUGUUUUUAACACAAGAGGAGAUAUGCUGCUUUUCGAUCGUUACUUGAAUCUCACGGAUACAGUCUAUUAUUCUUUGAACACUAGGUUAGUUUGAAACUUGUUUUGGAAUUUCAUAAAAUGAACAUACAGCUCAAAAGACUUGGAAAUUUCCACGAGAUUCGAAGACGGACAUCACCUGAUUGCGCUAAUUUAUCCGACUCGAAUCUACGUGACUCGCCAGAACAUCGUCUCGUCGUGUGUCACGACUCUCUCGAUGGGCUUCUUGGAUUUUCGAUUCGACGGUGAGUUCGGAGGAGGAUCUUGGAUGGGAGAUCAGUUGAUGGUGUGGUUCCGCGAGAGAGAGGGCGCCAAUAUUGUCACGUUCGACUUCCAAUUUCCGGAUGAUAUUCAGUGCUCACGGCAGAAUCUGCAGCGCUUUAAUGGCGAUGUAUUUUCAUUCUGA